This is a messenger RNA of Neospora caninum, 1692 nucleotides long. RefSeq names its product Diaminopimelate decarboxylase protein, related. The transcript has 5 exons. Gene Ontology annotation, molecular function: diaminopimelate decarboxylase activity. Lineage: Eukaryota; Apicomplexa; Conoidasida; Eucoccidiorida; Sarcocystidae. The coding region runs from base 1 to 1692 and encodes 563 amino acids. The record is from RefSeq and is a predicted model, not a curated record.
AUGGCUAGCUUUUUUCGGCAACAGGCAACACUUCACCAGACGCCGUUUUACCUAUAUGAUGAAGCUCGCAUUCGCGAGAACUGCCGGCGUCUUCUCGCCGCUUUUUCCUGGGCGUCCGAGCCCUUUUCAACGUCUCAGUCUGCUCUGGAGAAUGUACCUCGCUCUCCUCGCGAGGCACUCGAGAACCGGCUUGGUGUGCGCGCCGCCUCUCCCAGCGGUGCCUUCACGAACUACUUUGCUGUCAAGGCGACUCCGACUCCGGCGAUUCUCGAGAUUCUCAGAGAAGAGGGCCUAGGUGCGGACUGCAGCAGCUUGGCAGAGCUGUUGCUCGCGGAGGCUGCGGGAUUCAGAGGAGAACGCAUCUUCUUCACUUCCAACGAUACGCCUCUCGAAGAAUUUCUGAAAGCGCGAGACUUAGGCGCAAUCAUCAACCUAGACGAUGCUUCACAUCUGGACUUCCUCCAUGAAAAGCUCGGAGGCGCCUUGCCAUCUAUCUUGUGCUUCCGUUUCAACCCUUCAGCGGAAUCACGCCAGGCAACUGUCCAAAGCAAUCCGAUGAUUAUGGGUCGUCCAGAGGAGUCAAAAUUUGGAAUGACAAAGACGCAGCUCUUUCGCUGCAUCUCUCGGGCACGCGCCUGGGGUGUUUGUCGCUUCGCGCUGCAUGCCAUGAUUCUGUCGAAUUCCCUCUCGGUGGACGAAGUUGUGGAAACGGCUCGCCUCCUACUAACCGUGGCAGCGGAGAUCAAAGAGAGACUCGGCACCACGAUAGAGAUGAUCAAUCUAGGAGGGGGAUUCGGAGUGCCCUACCGUCCGGAAGAAAAGGAUCUUGACCUUCACGAGGUCUCUGCACGCAUUCGGACCUGGUACAAAUGUACCCUCGCUCUCCAAGGUCUUGCUGGCACUCGAAUCGUGACCGAAAACGGGAGACUCAUUACAGCCGACGCGGGUGUCUUGGUAACCAGAGUCAUUCAUCAGAAGAAGACCUACAAACGUUUCGUUGGCGUUGAUGCGUGCAUGGCUCACUUAAUGCGCCCCGGCAUGUAUGGCGCCUACCACCAUAUCUCUGUUGUUCCCGACAGAGACCGUCACGACCCCCGACUGCCUUCGAGAAGGAACCUGUUUUUCUCUCCAGAUGACGAGGAUGAAGAAGCAGGCGUCAGCGACGACGCAAUAUACGACGUUGUGGGUGGUCUGUGUGAGAACAAUGACAAAUUCGCUGUCGAUCGUCCACUUCCUCGCGUAGAUAUAGGCGACCUUCUUCUCAUCCACGACGUAGGCGCACAUGGUCACUCGAUGUGCUUCAACUACAACGGCCGCCUCAGAUGCGCGGAGUACCUAAGGCGCCUGAACGGUGAAGUUGUAAUGAUUCGGCGCGCUGAGACACUGAACGACCUUUUCGCGACGAUCCAAGAGCCUUCACUGCCUUGCGGGUUAUCUCUGCUCUUUGCCACCAAUCACUACGAGGCUUCUACCUGUGCUGUUUCCUUGCCGACUCUUCCCCACUGCUUCUUCUGGCGUCUGGCCUCGUCGCUGAGCUCGUCGUGGUGGACUCGCCGAUUGACAUCACAGGCGUCUUCUCCGUCUGCUGUACUGCUCUGGAGAAGGUCGUGCUUUGUGGCAAUUCUAGCUGGCGCAGCCGCUCUUGCCACGUUCAGCUGUCUUUUCUCGUUGAGAAUCGCAAGGAGGCGAUAG